Messenger RNA from Vitrella brassicaformis, 1794 nucleotides. NCBI's taxonomy places the organism in Eukaryota, Vitrellaceae. The record is from the annotation of a GenBank genome assembly.
AUGGGUGUGGAGGAGGCGGAGGCGGUCUACUUGGCCGCCUGCUGGGGGGCGGAGGAGGCCUACGUGGCCACCAGCUUUGGGGUCGGGGAGGACCUGUCGUCUUCCGCUGACCCGGCUGCUGACGCCGUGGAUGCGGCUUUGUCCGUGGGCGAGUUCGGCGGCUCCACUGGCACACCACUGGAUCGUCAGCUGCUGAUCCUUCGGGCGCAGGAGGCCGACGUGAGUGUGUCUGACAACGACUACGCCAAGUGGAUGUCGAACAUGAAGGUCACGCCGUCAAUCAUCAGCAAGAUGAGCCCUGAGAACCAAGAGAGGUUUCGGGAGGCGGAUGCGGCAGAGGUCGAGAAACUCGAGCAGCACGAGACGUACAUUUGGCGCAAGAGACGUGAGGUCCCCAGAAGCUCACAGAUCUUCCACAUCUUGGCUGUGAGAACGACCAAGGCCGACGGGCGGCCGAAGACACGGCUUGUCAUCAACGGCAGCCAAGACGAGCGACAGCACGAGACGCUCUAUGCUCCCACCAGCCGCACCGCCACGGUCAAGCUGCUCAUCGCUAUGGGCCUCGCCAAGGGCCACGACACAGAGCAGGCCGACGUCGAAAGCGCCUUCCUGCAUGCCUCUAUGCCCGAGGAGCAGCAGCCCGUCUUCGCUUACCCGACGGACGAGAUCCUCGCCCGCCACCCAGACAAGAAGAAGUACGAGGACAUCCUCAACGACCACUUCGUUGAUGUCCUCAAGCGAGAGGGCUUCAGCCAGUCAGCGGUGGACAAGGGGCUGUUUUAUCACGAAGCCAGAGACCUGUACAUCAACCUGUACGUCGAUGACGCGCUGCUGAUGGGGCCGCCGGAGGGCAGGGAGUGGCUCAAGGAGCUGCUGGCGAGCCAGUUCAAGAUGAAGUGGCUGGGCCGUCCACGGCUGUUCGUCGGUAUGGAAAUCGAGUACACCACCAACGGCGUCAUCAUCCAUUAGACCAGCUACGCUAACAAGAUCGUCGAGGCCUUCCUGCCCCCCAACAGCCGGCCCGUCACCACGCCGAUCGCCCCCGGCAUACACAUCGGCACCGAGCCGCUUCCUUCGGACGAGGAGUGGGAGCACUCACCCCUCCGCAAACUGCCCUACCGGCAGGUUGUUGGAUCCGUCCUCUACCUGGCCACCGGCACACGGCCUGACCUCCUCUACCCAGUGAAGGAGCUGGCCAAGUGGAUGUCGAGAUGGACCCAGGACGACUACGAUGCGGCGUUGCGUGUGUUGCGGUAUGUGAAGGCUCGCCCGAGCCUCGGGGUGCAGUUCGACAAGGGCGGCGACCCCACACAGCUGGUGGGGUAUGCGGACGCGUCAUUUGCCGAUUUGGCCGACAGGCGAUCGACGUCUGGAUGGCUCUGGCUCUAUAUGGGAGGCAUCGUCAGCGCUCAGUCAAGGACGCAGCCGAGAGUGUCCACCUUAAUGGUGAAGGCCGAGUACAAGAGCGUCUCUGAGUGCGCCAAGGACGGCGAUGCCCUCGCCAACACCCUCAAGACCAUCAACGUGUCCGUGGCGCGGCCGCUGACGCUGUACAGCGAUGGGAUGGGGGCCUGCUACGUUGCGUCCAACAAAAAGGACAGCCGCCUGCUGCGGCAUGUGGAUGUGCGUUACCACCACGUGCGUGAGCUGGUGGGGGACGGGCUGCUGCGGGUGGUGCACAUCGCUGGAGCCGACAACCCGGCUGACAUCCUCACAAAGCCGAUGGACCGCGCCACUUUGGAGAAGCACCUGCGGACCCUGAAGAUGGUGCCGGUGCAGCCGAGCAGUGAGUGA